Messenger RNA from Helicoverpa zea (corn earworm), 1973 nucleotides. Its product is annotated as zinc finger protein 668-like. Gene Ontology annotation, cellular component: nucleus. The transcript has 4 exons. The coding region runs from base 199 to 1479 and encodes 426 amino acids. The record is from RefSeq and is a predicted model, not a curated record. Gene Ontology annotation, molecular function: DNA-binding transcription factor activity, RNA polymerase II-specific; RNA polymerase II transcription regulatory region sequence-specific DNA binding. Lineage: Eukaryota; Metazoa; Arthropoda; Insecta; Lepidoptera; Noctuidae. Gene Ontology annotation, biological process: regulation of transcription by RNA polymerase II.
UCUAUGAAAUUGUUGACGUGACGCGUUUGUCAAUUAUUGUCAAACAAGAAAACUGUCAAAAAUCAAAACCGAAGCUGCGGUGUUGUUUUUGACCCGUUUUUUUCUGUUCUGUAUUCUUAAUAAGGAAUUAAAACCAAUUUAAAUCUCGGUUAAUAAACAUUGCAUGCGACAGUUCAGUAAAGUUUUAUGUCUUAAAAUAUGGCGGCCGAAGUGAUGAAGUUGGAGGUAGAGAUGGAGACGUGUUGUGUAUGCGGCGGCGGCGGCGAGCUGCUCUCACCCGAGGAGCACGACGCGGGCGCUCCGCCCAUGCAGGUGCCGCUGCGCACCAUGUUAGUGCACCUCAACUCCAGCAAGGUGGUGCCUGAAGGACGUCUGUGUGGCAGCUGCAUCAGGCGCACCAUGGAGUCCUAUGAGUUCAGCACAGCACUCUCCUCCCGAGGAGUUCCACCACUCAGUGAGAAGAUCAGGGCACUGAGAAGAAGGUUGCAUGAGUUGACUCAGAAGAUCGACGUGUUCAUCGUGGUGGGCGGCGCGGGCGCGGGCGGCGCCUACUCCGAGGAGGACAUCAUCAUGGUGGAGCGCGAGUCGCUGGCGGCCGCCGCCGCCGCCGACGACGCCGAGCUGCAGCGUGCCCGCAACGCCCGCGGCGACCACGUGUACCAGUGCUCCGUGUGCCCGCAGUCCUUCCCGCGCCUCGCCGACUUCCGCGCCCACGCCGCCGCGCACCCCGCCGCCGCCACGCACUGCUGCUGGACGUGCGGCGCGCAGUUCCCGGGCCGCGCCGCGCUGCGCCAGCACGCGGCCCGCGCCUGCGCCGCGCUGGCCUGCCAGCUGUGCGGCCGCGCCGCCGCCGGGCCCGCCGAGCUGCGCCGCCACGAGGCCGCGUGCCCGCCGCGCUGCCCCGCCUGCGCGCUGCUGCUGGCGGACCGCGCGGCGCUGGCGGCGCACUGCGCGGCGCUGCACGGGCGCGGCGCGCGGGCUCCGCUCGUGUGCGCGCAGUGCUUCCGCACGUGCGACACGCCCGAGCUGCUGUCGGCGCACAUGCUGCGCCACCGCCAGGCCAAGCAGUUCGUGUGCGGCUACGACGGCUGCAUCCUGCGCUUCGCCACGCGCACCAACCUCAUGGCGCACAUCCGCAAGUGCCACGCCGGCGACCUGCCCGAGCCCGAGCCCGAGCCCGCGCCCGAGGAGCCCGCGCCCACCACCACCUGCGAGCACUGCGGCCGCACGUUCGGCUCGGUGGCGGCGAUGAAGCGUCACGCGCGCGUGCACCGCGGCCGCGACUCGGCGCCGGCGCCACAGGUACGUACACACGUGCACGACGUGCCGCGUGCUCUGCCGUGUACUGACGUGCCGCGUGUGCAGGACGAGGGCGCCGACUCGCCGGAGGGGGAGGACAUGGAGGGCGAGGUGGAGUACCUGGAGGUGGACGAGCUGGACGACGCCGACCAGAAGCCCAUGCUCAUGCAGAUGGACUGAACUGACGCCGCGGGACCCUCGCCACUGCCCGUGGCACACUCUUUGACUGCAUGGUUUCAUUCAAUAUUCCUCUGUUCUUUGUAAAAUAUCUACUAUUUCUACAAAACCAUACUGGUAAAAGUGCCUGCUAAGAAUGAUAAAUACAAUCCUGAUGAAAUGUUGACCUAUACUAAUAUUAUAAACAGGAAAACUUUGUUUUUUGGUUGUAAUGGAUAAACUCCUGGACCGAUUUUAAAUAUUCCUUCACCAUUAGAAAGCUAUAUAAUCUGCGAGUAACAUAGGAGGCUAUAUUUUAUCCCGGUGCGGGCAGUAGCUCCCACGGGUUGCGGGUGAAACCGCGGGAAAACUAGUAACCUAUAUAGUGGACUCAAGUGAACCUCUACAAUGUAAAUGUGGAUAAAAUAUAUUCAUGUUAACUUGUAAGCUUAUGCUUACACAUUGAUGGCUUCUAUAGUUUUAGUAAACUCUAAAAUAAAUAUAAUAAAUUUUUAUAA